Messenger RNA from Protomyces lactucae-debilis, 649 nucleotides. RefSeq names its product ribosomal L18ae protein family. Gene Ontology annotation, cellular component: ribosome; cytosolic large ribosomal subunit. The coding region runs from base 57 to 587 and encodes 176 amino acids. The record is from RefSeq and is a predicted model, not a curated record. Gene Ontology annotation, biological process: translation. Gene Ontology annotation, molecular function: structural constituent of ribosome. Lineage: Eukaryota; Fungi; Ascomycota; Taphrinomycetes; Taphrinales; Protomycetaceae. The transcript has 2 exons.
AGUGGACAAGACCCAUAGACAGAGACAGAGCAGAGCAGAGACAGACAGCAAGCACCAUGUCGCGACUCUCAGAAUACCAGGUCGUAGGCCGAAAGCUCCCAACAGAGAAGGAGCCAGUCCCCAAGAUCUACCGCAUGCGUCUCUUUGCGCCCAACACUGUCGUCGCAGAGUCACGUUUCUGGUACUUCAUCAAGCAGAUGCGCAAGUUGAAGAAGGCAUCCGGUGAGAUCAUCGCCGUCAACCAGAUCCUCGAGAAGCGUCCACUCAAGGUCAAGAACUUUGGUCUCUGGCUGCGAUACGAUUCACGCUCCGGCACACACAACAUGUACAAGGAGUACCGUGCCAUGUCCCGCGUCGAUGCCGUUGAGCAAAUGUACAGCGACAUGGCAGCUCGCCACCGUUCGCGAUUCCGAUCCGUCCACAUCCUCAAGGUCGUUGAGCUCGAGAAGACGGCAGAUGUCAAGCGUCCAUACAUCAAGCAGCUCCUCGACCCAAAACUCAGGUUCCCCCUCCCGACCAGGCUUCCCAAGCAGGCCGGAGCAGGCAAGAAGAUCUUCUCUGCCCAGCGUCCUGCGACUUGGUACUAGACUUCUUGACGUUAUAUACCUCUUUUAGCGCUAGUGAAAAAGCCCUUUCUGCAUCCACCCUG